AAUUUGCUACAGUAUAUAUUACACGCAAUAGAAUCAAUUUCAUCAAUUUAACUCGUCAAGAUGGAGAAAGCUAUUUUCUUCACGGCGUGUACCCUUUUUAUGUUUUCGCUGGUUCAGCCAUCUGCAGGAAAAGCUUAUUCAAGCGCUGAAAGGCGAGAACUUCUUCGAGAAAUAGAGCGGGAGUUGGAAAGAUCUGAAUUUUUUGAGAGAGAGGAUAAGAAAGGUGACAAAAAAGAAGACAAUAGUGACGAGAGCACAAAUGUAUUAGAUGAAAAGAAUGUCGAUCCCGAUGAUCCAGAUAUGCGGCUUGUUCUUAGCAUGGGAGUUGUUGUGGACGGUGUUGUUAAACACCCAAAGGGACUACACGCUGAUGACUCCAAAAAGAUCAAAGCAAAGAACUUAGACAGAACUAUUGAAACUGAGGAAGAAAAAGAGAAAGAGGGAAAACAGGGAGAACAGAAACGCAGGAAAAGAAACUUUGGACCUAAUUGGCCAAACUGGCCAAAUGGGAUAGUACCGUAUGUGUUUGAUUCAAGUAUACUUGCCAACAGAAAGUAUUUUCUCCAAGCGGCUGAGCUUUUUCAUAACUUGACCUGUAUUCGCUGGAAGCCGAGAUCGUCGGAAGUUGAAGCUGAAGUGGGACACAAAGGAUACACACUCGUCAGAAGUGGGACAAGCUGCAGUGCCGGUGUUGGUUUCUAUGGGGACGGUGAACAUAUAAUCAACUUGAAAGAGCCUGGGUGUGGAACGGUUGGUGUAGCAGCUCAUGAAAUGUUACAUCGGCUAGGACAACGGCAUGAACAAAGUCGUAGUGAUCGGGAUCGGUAUGUACAAAUUAGAUGGGACAGAAUCGAUCCCGACUCCCAAUACAACUAUUAUCGACGAUUAACGUACAACAGAAACCCGUAUGACAUCGGGAGUGUAAUGCAAUAUGGAUAUGGAGAAGGACGAGGCAUUGAAUUAAGAGAUAAGAAUUUGCUAUUUUUGGAAUUCCCCGGCAAUGAAGUGCUGUCUUUUUAUGACAUCAAAGAUGUAUUAGAUCAAUAUGAUUGCACAACUCACUGUACGUCUCCCCCGGAUUGUCAAAACGAAGGGUAUGUCAAUGUGGAAUGCACGUGUACCUGUCCCGCGGGAUUUACUGGAACCAAUUGUGAUACAAUCAUCACAGAUCCUGAUUGUGGCGGAUUUAUACAUCUUAAGGAAAACGAUCCUUCCCUUGAACGAGAUAGUGAUGUCACUGUCAUUUCGCCAAAUUACCCGGGUCCAGUUGGCCAGGACAAAAUAUGUAGAUGGGCAAUAACGGCGCCUGCUGGUUACAUCAUCAAAAUGACGAUAGAUGACCUCCACAUGGCCUAUAACCCGGAUACACUCCGUUGUUACCACUGGCUGGAGAUUCAAUACAACCUGCCUGGCCAACCAGGAGUGAGGCGUUGUGGUGACAUUGUUGGUGAAACAUUCCUAACAUCAGUGGACUCCCCCACAUUGAUGAUUGUUACCAUGGAUACGAAAUUCGCUGGACGCAGAGUCUCGCACAAAGGAUUUAAACUUCACUUUGAAAAGGAAAGAGAAGUUUGCAGAGACAACCCUUGCGUGUACGGUGUGUGUGUUCCAACUGAAGCUAAGGCUUGUCAGUAUAAGUGUGUCUGUCAGUCCGGUUACACAGGAGAGAAGUGUGAUCAAGUGAUUGAGGAUGCAAAACUGAAAUGCACAUUUGAAAGAUUCGAGAAAUGUUUCUUCGACAAUGUUCAGCAAGGAGAUGACUUUGAAUGGGGACAGGGCUUUAAACACACCAUUUCAAAAGAGACGGGACCAGAAAAAGCUUUCCGGGGAGAGCGCUUCCUGUUUGCUGAAAUGUCGUUACCCAGAGUUCCUGGCGACAAAGCCAUUCUACAGACAACUGUGCCACUUCCAGCCAAAGUUGGCUGCCUUUCAUUUGCAUACAAUAUGUUUGGACGCACCGUCAAUAAGCUAUCGUUAUAUGCCGAGGGACCAGGCUCAGGCAGAGAAGUGCUGUGGUCAAAGGAAGGUAACCAAGGUUCCGAUUGGUUGACUGAGACAGUGGAUAUCACGGCGACCGAAGGCAUGAAGCUGUCCUUUGAGGCCAUAACCGGAGAAUCCUGGGACAGUGACGUUGCAUUAGAUGAGAUCACGUGGGAAGUUGGUUCCUGUAGAGAUGACAUCUUCAGUGAUUGUGUGGUAGCUGGAGAAGAAUAUACAGGGACACGUGACUACACUAGGAAGGGAGUGACAUGCCAAGCCUGGUCCUCUAAUACACCUCAUAAGAUUUCGUCAGGAUACUCCUACCUGGCAUCAGAGUCGAAUUAUUGCCGUAUAUCCGACGAACCCAGCCCUUGGUGUUACACAAUGGACAAUGGUACUCGGUGGGACUGGUGCAGUGUACCGUACUGCUUUGCAACAGAGUGCACCUAUACUCUAACUGGUGAGGAGUAUACGGGGACUGUAAGCCACACCAAAACUGGUAAACCUUGUCAGAGGUGGGACUCACAGACUCCCCACAAACACAAGUAUAAUCACUUGUCAAAAGAUGAAAACUACUGUAGGAACACAGACGGAAGUGCUGGAUCGUGGUGUUACACCAUGGACCCAGAUGUUCCUUGGGAAGUCUGUGAUGUACCUAAAUGUGAAAAGAUUGAGAGAGAAUGCACAAUGACAGGAAGAGGACUGGACUACAUUGGAAAAAAGAGUGUCUCUCAGAGCGGAAAGACCUGUCUCUCUUGGGCAAGCUCAUAUCUGGCGGCAUCGAUGGAAGAGGAUGCUAACUACUGCAGAAAUCCGGACUACUCGUCCAAACCAUGGUGUUACGUUCAAGGAGGGACCGGACCUGUAAAAGAAUACUGUGACAUCCUGUCUUGUGCUGAUUCUCAAUGUUUCCCAAAUCCUUGCAAAAACAGAGGUCAGUGCAUGGAGGAGGGGACCUCAUACUCCUGCUCUUGUUUGAAUGGAUUUUCGGGCGAGAACUGCGAGAUACAAGCAACUGGUCCUGUUGAAGAAGACUGCAAAAGAUCGGGAAUUGGUUACGAUUAUACAGGGAAGGUUAGCGUCACAGAAUCUGGGAGAACGUGUCAGGCAUGGAGUUCUCAGACCCCACAUUCACACUCCCUGACCAGUCCUCCAGAAAACUAUUGCAGGAACCCGGAUAAGGAACCUGCUCCUUGGUGCUACACUACAGAUCCGAACAAGCGCUGGGAACUCUGCAAUAUUUCAGAUUGUGAAACGCCUCCUUUGGAAUGCCUUCCGAACAAUGACCCCAAGGGUAAAAAAUACUUUGGAACUAUGAGCGUGGCAAAGACGGGGGACCCGUGUCAGCGCUGGGACUCUCAAACUCCCCACGAACACAGCUUUGAUGAACUGUCUGAUCAAGAAAACUACUGUAGGAAUUCGGACGGUGACAACGCCCCCUGGUGUUAUACGACGAAUAAAGACAACCGAUGGGAGUACUGCGCUAUUCCACAUUGUUAAUCACGAGCAAGGAACAGAAUCUCAGUUUUAGAAUAGAACUUCGAAGUUGUUCCUCUGAAUGCCGUUAGUAAUCCUAGUAAUAAAAAAUGUUUGUAAUAAAAAUGAUGCAUUCCUCUU
Messenger RNA from Magallana angulata, 3597 nucleotides. RefSeq lists its product as uncharacterized. Gene Ontology annotation, biological process: proteolysis. Gene Ontology annotation, molecular function: metalloendopeptidase activity; zinc ion binding. Bases 61 to 3480 code for a protein of 1139 amino acids. The record is from RefSeq and is a predicted model, not a curated record. Gene Ontology annotation, cellular component: membrane. Lineage: Eukaryota; Metazoa; Mollusca; Bivalvia; Ostreida; Ostreidae. The transcript is spliced from 27 exons.